Oncorhynchus tshawytscha (Chinook salmon) is the source of this 417-nucleotide messenger RNA. Its product is annotated as sodium-dependent neutral amino acid transporter SLC6A17-like. The record is from RefSeq and is a predicted model, not a curated record. The transcript has 2 exons. Bases 61 to 297 code for a protein of 78 amino acids. NCBI's taxonomy places the organism in Eukaryota, Metazoa, Chordata, Actinopteri, Salmoniformes, Salmonidae.
AAGUGAGAGAAAGGAAGAAGUCCAUUCGAGCAGGAGGCAAGGGAUGAAAAAAUUGACUGAAUGACAUUGAAGAGAAAUGCAGAGAAGAUCAUUGGCUGCCUGAACUCUAACGUGCUGAGUCAUGACCUCAUUCUGCCACACGUGAACUUCUCCCAGCUGUCCACCGUAGACUACACUGAGAUUUACGGUGUCAUCAAGACGUUGAAGGAAGGCAGCUUCGCCAAGCUGGGCCUCGACCCUUGUGUUCUGGAGGAUGAGCUCAACAAGGUGCAGUGGGUCUGUUUGUCUGGUCUGUGAGCUCUACAUCAUCCAUCAUCAACUGGAUCUGAAUAUGAUCUUCACAACACCAUACCAACUAGGCUUUUCUAGUCAUCCUUAUGCUGUACUUAUUAAACUCCUUUUUGUCUCUUCGGUCCC